AUGUCUGACGACGCUACUGCCUCUCAAAUCCUCAACCAAGUCGAGUUCUACUUUUCCGACUCGAAUCUCUUGAACGACAGGUUUCUCUUCACCACCCAAAAUGCCAACGAUGGCUGGGUUCCUAUUCAAACAAUCUCUCAAUUUGAAAGAAUGAAGAAAUACAGACCUAUUGAAACCAUCGUUGAGGCUCUCAGAAAAUCUCAAGAGCUCUUGGAAGUAUCUGAAAAUGGUGAAAUGGUGAGAAGAAAGAUCCCAUUACCAAAGAACUACAACGAGAUCCAGUUAAACAUCAACAAGAGAUCUGUGUUUGUUGAGAAGUUACCAACAGAUGCAACUCUUGAUCAGCUUCUUGAAUUCUUUAGAACCAUUGCUCCAGUCAACCAGGUUAGAAUGAAGAAGGGCAAGGAUAAGAAGUUCAACGGUUCUUGUAUUGUUGAAUUCAGAAACGCCGAAGACGCUGAAAAACUAGUGGCAGAACAAGCCGAAUCAAAGACAAAAUAUGGUGAGACAGAGUUGGAAAUUAUCUCCAAGUCUGCCUUCGACGAAAGCAAGGCCCAAAAAUUUGGCGAGAGAAGAGGUAACAAGGGUAAGAACAACAGAAAGGGUAGAUCUACCGAGAAGGAGUCCAAGGAUGAAACCAAGGAUGAAACCAAGGAGGAGUCAAAGGAGGAGUCCAAGAAGAGAGAUGCUUCUCCUGUAAGAGCCGAAGAACCUGUCAGAGAAAGAGCUGACUAA
Pichia kudriavzevii is the source of this 735-nucleotide messenger RNA. RefSeq lists its product as uncharacterized. NCBI's taxonomy places the organism in Eukaryota, Fungi, Ascomycota, Pichiomycetes, Pichiales, Pichiaceae. The transcript has a single exon. The record is from RefSeq and is a predicted model, not a curated record. The coding region runs from base 1 to 735 and encodes 244 amino acids. Gene Ontology annotation, biological process: RNA processing. Gene Ontology annotation, cellular component: nucleus. Gene Ontology annotation, molecular function: mRNA binding.